CUCAGGCAACACUGGGUUCAGGUUGUCCAAGUUUCGUUUUUAUCAUGCGUACGAUAGUUUGGUAACGUAGAGACGUAGAUGUUGUUUGCCAGUGUUGAACUAAAAUGAUCAAGUACUCUUGAUAUUCAGAAGGCGUUGACAUGUGUUAACGUUUUGCUUGUGAUGCAGCCAAGUCAGGAGGCAGCUUGUGGACUACGCGGAAUUCAAUGGAUAACAACAGGGCAGAUUAAACAGAGCAAAUCAUGGGUGUGAUCGAAGAAACACCAGAUGAAGACAAAUCCCCCGAGGUACAAGGUGUACUGUGGACAUGCAAUAGUCCCCUGUCAUCCAUAUCCAUCGGCAAAUAUACCGUGACAUUCCUUAGUUUUGGCAUUCACCACUGCCUUUUCCUUACCGAUGAUGGUGCAGUAUUUGCCUUUGGGAAGAACAAUUUUGGGCAGCUUGGCAGUGGAAACACUGUCGAAUAUUCAACAGUACCGUACCAUGUUACUGGAGUGAAGCAUACUGCUAAGGACAUAGCGUGCGGACCAAACCACAGUGCAGCUCUUACGAUUGAUGGCACUGUCUACAUGUGGGGACUAAAUAACCAAGGACAAUGCGGGUUUGUUGAGGACACUGUUCUUAGCCCAAGAAAAGUUGAGGUUGAGGAAGAACUUGGGAAGUGCAAAAAUUGUGGUUGCACAGUUAUUGCUCGUGCACGUUUCAUCAGUGUUUCAUGCGGACCUGUUCAUACACUGGCUUUAACAAAUAACCAUAAAGUAUUUGCUUGGGGUACUGGCCCCCAGCUUGGGCUUAAUGCAGCUACAAAGAGUCUACCAAAGAGAAUUGACUCUCUCAAGGAGAGAAAGGUUUUGUCAGUGGCAUGUGGUGCAACACAUAGUUUGGCUGUGACGGAAAACAUCCCACCCGUUGCUGAUAACAGUCCUGUCACAUGCAGUAGUUGUGAGGUAAAAUCAGCCACCUGCCCACUUGGUUUGCCUUGCGUAGUCCCAACACCUGUCCCUACACAAGAUGAAACGGAAGCACUUCAACUAACAGAGGAAACUACAGACCGUGCAGCAGCUAUAAUGGGAAAUCAGGGUUUGGUAGAAGGGUUGGACUCGCUAGGAAUUUUGGCAGGUUCAACAAGUGUGUAUACAGACAAUUUACCCAGUGCUGACCUGCAAGUGCAAAGCCUACCUUGUCAGAACACUAAUGGCCACAAUGAUAAUGUCCAGAUGUCGCUGAUUUCUGAACCAUCUGCGAAUGCUGACAUCACGAAUAACGCUAAAGAAACUGCUGUGUCCACUGAAAAGGAGAAACAAGAAACUAAUGCUGGCAACGGCCAAGAAGCUGUUCACGAUGAAUUUGAAGGGAUAGAACUAAGAAGAGGGCAACUUCCCAUGCAGCGCUUGAGGUCAGCAUCUGUGCCUUCAAAGCGGACAUCAUCCAUCCUCAACCCCGAACAUGCUAUGGAGUUCCUUGACAGACAGCUUGGUCACAAGCCACACUCGAAAGCACGACAGUCUCUGGCAGAGGACUCAGUCAGUGAACCUAGCAAGGGAAUUUCUUCAAGUACCUCGUCAAUUGCUGUGAAAAACAUGUUCUCCCGUGUCACUUCGCUUUUUGUCGACCGCCUAAAUUUCGUCUCUUUUGCACCUCAGGUCAGUACAGCGGGAUCUCGUAGUGGCUCUGCUGAAUCAUUCGAGUUGGUUGAGCCUGAUCAGAUUUCGGACACUUGCCAUUCUGAAAAGACGGAAGGCCAUUUAGAGCGACCGAAAAGUGUCUCACGAUCGUCGUACGACAGAGAAGUACAGUUGCCCAAGCAGAACAUGAUCACUCAAGUUUGGAGCUGGGGAAAAGGAGCCUAUGGUCAGCUUGGACAUGGUGAUGACCUUGACAGAAUGCAGCCCUGCCUUAUGAAACACCUGAAUGACUCCGGCGUGUUGAAAGUGAGUGCUGGCCAUGGUCACUCACUGGCUCUCACCUGCAGCUUCAGCGUGUUCAGUUGGGGCUUGAAUGAUGUUUCACAGCUUGGCCACAAUCCUAUUGCCAAAUGCAUUUCCACUCCUAAACUGGUUGCUAUGCCCAGGAACGACCUGGUUUUUGACAUUGCAGCUGGUCAAAGCCAUUCUUUGUUUUUGGCUGAUGGUGGUGGAUCUUACCCUGUGAUGUAUGGUUGUGGACAACAUCAGUGUGUGAGCUCACCAUAUGGAUGCCAGAAGUCCAAGAAAGUCUUUCCGGUGAUGGCAUUGAAAAAGGGUGGGCUUGUUACUGGUGUAUUUGCUGGUGGACCUUCUUCUGGUUGCCUGAUUAACCUGAAGGAGACAGAUGAAGUUCAAGCACUUUAUGAGUUUGGGGCAUCAGAGCGACGUUGCCUUAGCAACCUCUGUGCAGUGCAACACAAGGUUUUUCUCCAUCUUGUGAAAGACGGGAACAUAAUUGCGGACAUUCCAGAUUAUGCUUGCAAGCCUCUGAAAAGCAUUAUUAGUACCACAGAAAUGGUUGUCUCACUCCUAUCUGCAAAUGCUUAUGACUUGACCUUGCUUUUGCAAAGCCGCCAUUUUUCUUGUGCCCUCUCAAUCAUGGAGAAGAAGGACACCUGGAUUGAUGUCUUUUGGUCUUACACUAAGGCAGUCACAGAUUUUAUGGCAGUCGGAGGCUUCGCAUCACUGUCUAGAAUGCUGGUUGCUAAAUUCAAAGAACUGGAAUCUCCUUUGUUUUCUCCAAAUGCUCUGAGCCAUUUUGCAAAGGAUAUUGUUGGUGACACAAGUCGGCUGAGCUCACAGAGUAUUCUGCAGCAGCUAUUCUGUCUUCCAUUGAAAAGAAUUGGCGAGUACACACGACUUUUCAGUAGACUGCUUGCCAGUAUGGACCAACAUACACAGCUUUGGAGUAACCUGCAAUCCUGCUUAAAUGACUGGUUGGCUUUGUAUGAUAUCUCAACCAAAGAAAUUAAAUUGGCUGAGUCAACAAAAUCAUUUUGGGAUUCUGUGAACCAGAAACUAGCUGAUGUAUACAGGGUGCCAGAGUGCCGAAUGUUACGUGAUAGCAAAUCGUACCCGUUGCAGCUUGUCUCUGCUGGCCGCUUUGCGACACAUCAUUUUGUGCUGUUUCAUGACAAGUUUGUUCACUCACAUUUUGGUGGCUUUCAGAACUACAGCUUAGAGCUGGCCUGGGUGGAAGCAGACACAAAAUCUGAGACCGUUUUUGCUAUCACUACGCCUGAAGAAACACUUGCAUUCAGUUGCCCUGUACCUUCUGAAAAGACGGAAUGGGUCUGUUGCCUAAACCAAGCUAUUCGAAACUUGCUGAAUAGUGACAAACGAGAUAACCCUGUUCAGAGCUUGAGGAGUGGCCACUCGGACAAGAGGCUCACUCCUCCCAUGAUACGCCAUGCUAGCUAUGUCUUCAACAAGUUGCCUGUCUACAAGGAUGCGACUUACAAAGGUUCUUGGCUCAAGGGACAAUUACAUGGGUCUGGAAAACUGACAUGGCCUGACGGUCGCAAGUACACGGGCCGGUUCAAGAAUAACUUGCAGCAUGGUGAAGGUGAAUACAUUGUUCCUGGAAAUGGAGGGGACACAGUGUUUCGGGGCACUUGGAAGAACGGAAAGCUUCAUGGGCUCGGUAGUGCCAGGUACCCCAAUGGUAACCUCUAUGAGGGAUUCUUCAAAGAUGGUUUGAGAGAUGGCCAUGGCAUCCUCAAGGAAGGCAGAUUUCUGUCUUCUUCGAGCAUAUACAUUGGCCAGUGGCUGCAGAACAAGCGCCAUGGCUAUGGAGUACUUGACAAUGAAAAAGAAGGUGAGAAAUACAUGGGCAUGUGGCAGGAUGAUUGUCGCCAUGGCAAUGGAAUCAUGGUCACCCUUGAUGACAUCUAUUAUGAGGGCAACUUUGUGAACAACAACCUCAGUGGUUAUGGCACUAUGAUGUUUCAAGACAACACCGUCUUCAAAGGGGAACUUGGUGCUGGUGGUUCACUAAAUGGAAAAGGUGUCCUGAGUUUGUCGAAUGGAGACACUAUCCAAGGCAGCUUUUGCGGUGUGUGGAGUGAAGGCAUCAAGAUAUCGGGCAUAUAUCAAAAAGCAGUUGCUGACGAGCACAGUACUUCCGACGUUGAUUCGCUCAUUCAUCGGGACAACAAAGGAUCUUUCUCGAUGAGUGUGCCAGCGUCUGACAAGUGGAGGGACAUCUUUGACCAUUGCCGAGACAUGCUUGGAAUUCAGGGGGUCUCGGAUGCUCAAGACAACAAGCAUGCAUGGGAUGCCAUUGCUAUUGCCAUCAGCAACAGAAAAAGGCAGAGCCACGUGAAAAAGCAAGGGAAACCCUGCUGCGAAGAAAACCUUGACUAUCUUGAGCGCAUUCCUCAAACCAGCAAGAAGCAUGGGUCAUUGACUCUGGAGCGUUAUGUUGAGAUCAAGGACUAUCUGACCAGUGCAUUUGACUGUGUUCAUCAUCCUUUGGGCUAUCUUUUAGAUGGCUUGGUAGGUGUGUUCAGACUGACGUACUGUGGCAUUGGUGUCCAUCCUCGACUUCUUGUACAUGCUGUGGAAGAAGUCAGAUCAUUCUGCCAGAGGCUGUACGAGUUGGUCAGAAUUCUUUUUCCUGACCUGCCUCAAGCAGAUAAGCCCCUGGUUCUGACCUCCUUAGGGGAUGUGGAAUGCCCAGACGACUUCCUUGAUGGUGCUGGAGAGUGCAUCACGCCGAACACACUCAUUCAACCAGUCCUUCUGCCUCGGCUUUACCCGUCACUUUCAACACUCUAUGCUCUGAACAACGAACAAGAAGAUCGGCACUACUGGGAGCGCCUGCUCAAAUGGAACAAACAGUCUGACUUGGCCUUGAUGACCUUUCUUGGGGUGGAUGAAAAGUUUAUGAGCUUGAAGUUUCAUGACAACGUUUUCACAAUAGAAAGAAAUCUUCAGCGUAUGUCUAGCAUCAAAGAUGAAUGCUUCACAAAUGCUAUUGAAGCACUGCAGCACAUCAGCACUGCAUUUACAGCAUUUGAUAAGCUUCAGGCGAUUCGACAGACGUUUGAAGAAAUCAACAAGGCAAUUCAGAAAGGCCUGGGUGACUUUCUUUGGAACAUGGAUGAUCUGUUUCCAGUCUUCCAGUAUGUGGUUGUUCGUGCACGAAUUCGCAAUCUUGGCUCAGAAAUUAAUUUUGUGGAUGAUCUCAUGGAGCGCCACUACCAGAAUGGCGAGCUUGGCAUAAUGUUCACCACUGUUAAGGCUUGCUAUUUUCAGAUACGUACAGAGAAACUGAUUCAAGCCUAGAAUCACCAUGUCAUGCCUUAUCUUGUGCUUAACUGUUCUGCCUCUCCGUUUUGGCUGCUGGUUUUAUGAAGAUAUAUCCAUGUUAUAUGUUAGGCAGUGGCAGUGUUUACCUAUGUAAACUGUCUUUUUUUUUUUUUGCAGUUAUGCUCUUUUUCUGUGUAUAUAUGAAAGUUUAUAUUACUUUACCUGUUGCUUAUUUACCACUACACUGGUGUUACAUAUAUGUAACACUGCAUUGGCUGCUAUACUAUAAAUAGGUACAGUGUGUUUAUUUACUGGUAUCCUUGGCUGUUGUAUCAAUGGCUGUAAUUUGUUAAUGUUUACCAUGUUUUGUUACAUAUCCUGGCCAGUAGUUCCAGUUACAUUGUCGUAGUAUAUUUUUUUAUGCUCAGUAAUGCAGGUUAUUGCAUUUGAGAUUAUCUAGUUGUCCACCGGAGCUCUUAAUGUUGCUGCAUUUAAUACAUCUCUGUACCUGGAAAUGAUCACACAAUUUUUUUUAGUAUUCCUCAUGAUAAUAUGAAGAAUGUUGAAGAGCUUUGUUAGAUAAAGUUGUUCUGAAUGCUUCCCACUGGGAAAGCAUGCGGGCACUUUUGAGUGUUGCUGAUGUUGUUACUUAUAGUUAGUGUGUGUUUAUAAGCUAGUCAUUGAUUUGCUAUCUUUUGAUGUGGAAUUCACUGGUAAUGACACUCAGGAGCAGCAGUUGUGGAAAGUAUGAUGUGGGCAAGUUUUAAGUUUCACUUAUAAGCUGUAGCCUCAUGCGGUUUGAAAUACCUUACGAGUGCCUUAAAUGAUGUGGUUUCAUGAUAGUUGCUGUCAUGUGAUUUUGCAUUUAUGGGACAGUAAGCAGUUAUGAAAAAUAUACUCUGGACAAGUUUGCAGUUGUCUAAAACAGCUUCAGAUCAUUCGAAUAUCCUUUGCAGAGGCUUAAAUAUUGUUCUUGGUGUUACUUAGUAUAUUGCAUUUACAAAACCUACUUGCUUUUGUUGGUGGUUUGGUUCCAAAAAGUAAUGCAUCAAAGGCUUUUUUGCAAAUGCACAAAUUAUAAUCAUGAAAAUAGUGCAGCCUUUGUAUAAAAAUUCAACGCAUUAGGUCUACCUUUUCUUUUCUUUUCUUUUUAGUACUAAGUUGACACUUCGUCAUCUUACUGUGGUGAGAUUACUUUAAUAUGAUUCAAUCAUUUAAUAGAGUCAAUAAGGAGUUGCACAACAAAGUACGUUCUAAUUUUAAUGCAUUAAACUGUGAAAUUUUUGUGUACUGACAGGGUUUUGGAAUGGUUAUAUAAGCAUUAAUUCAUUCCUUUAAUAUUAUGCUUUAAAAGGUUUCGACUGGAGCAUCUGUUACUUUGAACAUUGGUGAAACUUUAGUGUUGUAGCACGUGCAGCUGUUGGAUCACGGUCACUUUGUGUUUGUAAUUGCACUCUUUUCACCUUUAAUACCUACUUAUUUUCCCGGGCAUGGAAAAAGUCACAGUUGGGUGUAGUGUUGCUAGUCCUACACUGUCAUAUAUCUUUCUUGAUGGCGGCAGAUCAAUAUUCUUUUGUCUGUUGCAAGCAGCUGUAAAGUAAUGUGGCUACUGAAUUUAAACUCUUGGGGUUGUUCUGUAGGAUCAGCAGCAUAUAUCUUGUACUGUGUUAGUUCUGUCUAGCUCUCUAUUUUAAAGCUCUUUUCCAGUUGAUAGGUUUGCCAUUUACUAGUGUUUUGCAAUUUUUAUGUAGCUUUCAUGGUUGGGUUUUGACAUGAAGAAGGAAAGAAAAGUAAUCUGGCUCUUGCGGGUUUUGGGAACAAAUGGCUGCCUUAUUGUUUGCUUCAGUGAAAGAAAUGCAUGAUGUGUACUGUUGGAGUGCUCAUUUUAUAUGUGUAGCAUGUUACAUGGAUAAUUCUUUGGUUAUUAAUAAGUACUUUUAUGGGUAUACUUAUAUAAUAUGACAUCUGAGUGAAUUUUAAAGCCUUUUUGCCUGUGUGCCUGAUAAAUAUGUUAAGUGUUACCUCUACUGAAAUGUACUGUAGAAAUUUGAAUGCUUUUUCUAUAUUUUGUUUAGGUUUGAAUGUUCAGUUUUACUGCAACCUUUUGCUCAAAUUUUAAUAGGAGUCUGUGUGCAAAUUGUACAACAUCGAGCAUAUUCUGUGCUUGAAAUUUAGUACCACAUUUUGUACAGGUUUUUAUUGUUGGCGAUGUAGUUAACACAGAAUUUUCUGACCAUACGCAGCUACUUGAGAACCAGUUGUAAAAAUUCAGUUGCUUGCUUGGAGCAAAUGUGAAUGUUAAAUAAGACAGUUUUGGUGAAUAAGGCUAAUAAACAUGUGUAAUUGCAAAAUCACAAUAAAAUGAUUGUUUUUUUUUGUA
Molecule: messenger RNA, 7599 nt
Organism: Rhipicephalus sanguineus (brown dog tick)
Lineage: Eukaryota; Metazoa; Arthropoda; Arachnida; Ixodida; Ixodidae
Gene: Als2
Product: alsin
Exons: 29
Coding region: 243-5255 (1670 amino acids)
Source: RefSeq, a predicted model, not a curated record